UUUUAUACAAUUUUAUUGUAUAAAAUCCUUGACCUAACCUAUUAAUUAUGUCUUAGUUUUCAAAAAUGCAUUUACGUAGUAAGUUAGUUUUAAAUUGUUGUUCAGAAAUUAUUAAACAGUUUUACUCUACACGUAUUCAAUUGGACCAUUUGACACCGCAUAAAAGACUCAACAUUUUGCGCAAAAUGGCACUUUCAAAGGCAAGAAAAGACCCGGUUAUAAUGAAAUUGGAUUCUCCAGAGUUUAAGUCAAUUUUUAGUGAGGAACUAAACAAGUUAGUUUCUUUUUUUGAAAAAUAUAAUUAUGAAAUUCGAAUAGCAGGUGGAGCAGUGAGGGAUCUCUUGAUGGGCAAAAAACCUUUAGAUCUAGAUUUUGCAACUACCGCUACACCAUCGCAAAUGAAAGAUAUGUUUACUACAGAAAAUGUUCGUCUAAUUAAUAUGAAUGGCGAAAAACAUGGUACUAUUACUCCAAGGAUAAAUGAUAAAGAAAAUUUUGAAGUAACAACGCUACGAAUUGAUGUAGUAACUGAUGGCCGACAUGCAGAAGUGCAAUUUACAACAGACUGGAUGUUAGAUGCCCAUAGGCGUGAUUUAACAAUAAAUUCAAUGUUUUUAGGAAUUGACGGAUCUGUUUAUGAUUAUUUCUUUGGAUAUGAUGACUUAAAAAAUCGUAGAAUAGUUUUUGUUGGCGAUCCAGUUACUAGGAUUCAGGAAGAUUAUUUAAGAAUAUUGCGAUAUUUCAGAUUCUAUGGAAGAAUGGCAAAGGGAGCAAACAAUCAUGACGAAGCAACAUUAAAAGCAAUUCGAGAAAAUGCAUCGGGUCUAGAAUGUGUUUCUGGCGAAAGAAUUUGGACAGAGUUAAAGAAAAUUUUAGAGGGCAAUUAUGCAGGAGAUUUAAUGCUCACUAUUGUAGAAAGUGGUAUAACACCAUACAUAGGUCUACCAAAGGAUAUAAAAACUGACGAACUAAUGAGGGUGUGGAAACGUAGUGGCCAUCUGAAACUUAACGCUAUAACACUAUUAUCUUCUCUGUUAACUAAUCAAGAGGAUGUAUUAGCAAUUAAUGCUAGAUUAAAGUUAUCAGCAUUUGAAAGGGAAUUGGGCCUCUUUGUUGUGACACAUAGGGAACCAAAAUUACAUCCAAAACCCCUAAUGCCCUUUCAGCAACUAGUUUUAAAAGCAAAAUCUAAGCCUUUAGAUACAAAAAAGAUGGCUACCGAAGUAUUAAAAUAUAAUAACUCGCCAUAUUUAGAAGAAUUUGAGCAGUGGGAUAUUCCAAAAUUUCCAAUUAGUGGAAAUAUGUUGAAAGAACAUGGUGUAGAAAGUGGAAGGUUUAUGGGUUUAGUUAUGACUGAACUGAAACAUUAUUGGGCAGAUAAUGAUUUUAACUUGAGCACUGAAGAACUGUUAAAGCAAGUUCCACGAGUAUUAGAAAUAUUAGCAGAAAAAAAGAAGAAAAAAUGAACUGCUAACACAACAAAACUUUAAAUGUAUAAACGUUAAAAAAAUUUUAAAGGAUGGCUUUCAUUAUGUUUUUAUAUUACAAAAUUUAUUUUGUCAUUUGUUAUAUGCAGUACCAAAAUAAAAUCUUUUUUUCU
Anoplophora glabripennis (Asian longhorned beetle) is the source of this 1600-nucleotide messenger RNA. Its product is annotated as CCA tRNA nucleotidyltransferase 1, mitochondrial. The record is from RefSeq and is a predicted model, not a curated record. Lineage: Eukaryota; Metazoa; Arthropoda; Insecta; Coleoptera; Cerambycidae. Gene Ontology annotation, biological process: RNA processing. Gene Ontology annotation, molecular function: nucleotidyltransferase activity; RNA binding. The transcript has 4 exons. The coding region runs from base 66 to 1466 and encodes 466 amino acids.